CGACCUGCGGCACGGAGACGUGCACCCUCCCCAACCUGUGCCUGACCGUCACCAAGACCGUCAAGAAGAUGAUCGAGGUGCCCGUCACCGAUUGCGCGGACCCCAAGCUGGUGUGCAAGGAGAUCUCCAAGGAGUGCGGCGACACCUCGUGCGCCUACGACGAGGUCUGCAAGGUCGACAAGGUCUGCAAGAAGGUCUAUGGGUAUGGCUACCCCUACCCCGCCCCUGAGGAGGUCGACCCCGAGGACGAGACGCCGUACUACGGCUACCCCUACCCCUACCCCGAGGUGGCCCCCGAGGAGGACAAGGCUGCCCCCGCCUCCGCCGUCGCCAAGGCCGUCGCCACCUCCGAUGGUGGUCCCGCCUCCGCCAACGCUGUGGCCAAGGCCGGCGGCAAGAGCCUGCUUGGUGCCUACGGCAAGUACCCCGCCAAGUACCCCGAGGUCGACGCCGCCGCUGAGGACCCCGCCUACCCGUACCCCGGCAAGGUCGCCUGCAAGGAUGUCUACUCCUGCGAGGCAGUCGACCCGAAGGUGUGCAAGACCGUCACCCACGAGGUGUGCGUGAAGAAGGACCCCAAGUCCUACGCGCCAGGCUACUACAAGGGCUACCCUCUGGGCUGGGCUCCGGGUUACAAGUACGGCCAGCCUUGCGGCGGCAGCGUCUGCGAUCCCGGCUCAUUCUGCGCCACCUGCGAGGUCGAGGUCUGCAAGGACGCCGUUUUGGAGAAGGACGCUGCCCAGUGCGGCUACGACGCCAAGGGUGUCCCCACCUUCUGCCCCGCCGGCCACAUGUGCACGGAGCUCUGCGCGCCCGUCAAGAAGUACAUCGCCGUGGAGGUCCAGGUGCCCGUGUGCGUGGACCCCACCGACGAGACCUACGCCGACGAAGUGGCCGCCGGUGUCACGGACUGCGGACCCCACAAGUGCCUGCCCGGCUACGAGUGCAACUCCGCCCCCGUCAAGGUCUGCGGCGCGUACGAGGACCCCGCUGAGGAGGAAGCAGACGACACGCUGCACGGCUACUACUUCUUCUACGACCCCACGGCCACCGAGGACGCCGCUGACGACACCAUGCCAGGGUACUACUUCUACCCCCACGACGCCGCUGGCGACGCCUCCGGCUGCGGCUACUACCUGUACCCUCAGCCCGACAUCUCGGUGGACGAGGACGUGAAGACCGUGCCGUACUACUACUACUACCCCAGCCCCGCCGAACAGGCCGCGCCCAUGGACCCGUACUACUACUACUACCCCGCGCCGACGACUGACAACAGCGCCGACACGCCGUACUACUACGGCUACCCGUACGCGCCCAAGGACGACUACUCCACCGACCCGCACUACUACUACCCCUACCCCGAGCCUGAGCCCGCCGCUCAGGACCCCUACUACUACAAGCCCGCACCAGUGGACCCCUACUACACCUACGCCCCUGAGGCCCCGGCAACCAAGCCAGGCACGGUGUCGGCUGUGGCCAAGUCCGACGGCAAGAACGUCUACGUGUGGGGCUCCAGCGACACCACCGGCGACGCUAAUGCCACGUUCAACGCCUACGCUGGGGCAGGGGAAGACACCUACGCCGAAGUCGACGGCGGGAGCGGGCCUGGAGCGGAUGGCAAGGGCAAGGCCAACGUGUACUGCGACACCGCCGCCGCGGACGGGAAGGUCGCUGGGUGCGACGGCUCCGCCACCCACACCAACUAG
Messenger RNA from Ostreobium quekettii, 1706 nucleotides. Lineage: Eukaryota; Viridiplantae; Chlorophyta; Ulvophyceae; Bryopsidales; Ostreobiaceae. The record is from the annotation of a GenBank genome assembly.